This is a messenger RNA of Tarenaya hassleriana, 1979 nucleotides long. RefSeq names its product protein disulfide-isomerase-like. Gene Ontology annotation, cellular component: endoplasmic reticulum. The transcript is spliced from 10 exons. Gene Ontology annotation, biological process: response to endoplasmic reticulum stress; protein folding. The record is from RefSeq and is a predicted model, not a curated record. NCBI's taxonomy places the organism in Eukaryota, Viridiplantae, Streptophyta, Magnoliopsida, Brassicales, Cleomaceae. Gene Ontology annotation, molecular function: protein disulfide isomerase activity. Bases 269 to 1807 code for a protein of 512 amino acids.
AUAAUGUUAAAUUAAAGAAGAAAAAGCGAGUGACCAAUACCAACCAGUCAAAAUCGCACACGUGGAAUUUCAGCCAAUCACAUGGCGAGUGCUUUAAAGCGUACUCUCGCACGCGUGUUUCUUUGCAGAACAAUUGUUUUCUCUUGUCACGUGCGAGUGGCGUGCCCUUCUCCCAACGCGCAUAUCGUGGUCUCGCUAACGACGGAGUAGGCUUCACGAGAACUUUCCACUAUUUCACAGCACAGAGGGAGUGAGAGUGGCGCAGAGAAUGAGGAAAAUGGCGAAAACUGUGGAGGCUAGGGUUUCGAUGUGGUUCUGCAUCUUUGUUGUCUCUCUCCUUGUGUCCUCGAUCGUCGCCGAUGAUGCUGGCGAAUCGAAGGAGUACGUCUUGACCCUUGGGCAGGGCAACUUCAGCGAUGUCGUUAGCAAGCAUAACUUCAUCGUCGUUGAGUUCUACGCUCCUUGGUGUGGACACUGUAAGAAUCUUGCGCCAGAGUAUGAAAAGGCUGCUUCUGUGUUGAGCAGCCAUGACCCUCCGAUUCUUCUGGCUAAAGUCGAUGCAAAUAACGAAGUGAACAGAGGGCUCGCGAGUCAAUAUGAGGUCAGGGGUUACCCGACUCUAAAGAUCUUGAGAGACGGAGGAAAGGUCGUCCAGGACUACAAAGGUCCUCGUGACGCGGAUGGCAUUGUGUCUUAUCUAAAGAAACAGAGUGGCCCUGCAUCAUUCGAAAUUAAAUCAGCAGAAGAUGCUACCAACUUCAUAGGGGAGAAGAAGAUAGCUAUUGUUGGAGUCUUCCCGAAGUUCUCUGGUGAGGAGUUUGAGAACUUCAUGGUGCUUGCUGAGAAAUUACGCUCGGAUUUUGAGUUUGGUCAUACAUUGGAUGCCAAACAUCUUCCACGUGGGGAGUCUUCUGUGAGUGGGCCUUUGGUUAGGCUCUUUAAGCCCUUUGAUGAACUGUUUGUUGACUUCAAGGACUUCAAAGUGGAUGCUAUGGAGAAGUUCAUUGAAGAAUCUAGCCUUCCAAUUGUCACGAUCUUUGACAAAGAUCCAAGUAACCACCCAUAUGUCAUAAAGUUCUUCAACUCUGCAAACUCGAAGGCAUUGUUGUUCAUGAACUUCACCGGGGAAGAAGCUGACUCAUUCAGAACAAAGUACCGUGAAGUGGCUGAGCAAUACAAGGGAGAAGGCUUCUGCUUCCUUUUGGGGGAUGUCGAGAACAGUCAAGGAGCAUUCCAGUAUUUCGGACUGAGAAGUGAGCAAGUACCUCUAAUUAUCAUCCAAAAGAAGGAUGGAGAGAAAUACCUGAAACCCAAUUUGGAGCCCGAUCAACUUUCAUCCUGGGUCAAGGACUUUAAGGAUGGCAAAGUCCCACCAUUUAGGAAAUCUGAACCUAUCCCGGCAGAGAAUGACGAGCCCGUGAAAGUAGUUGUCGGUGACACUAUGGAAUUCAUGGUUCUCAACUCGCCAAAGAAUGUCCUGCUUGAGUUCUACGCGCCUUGGUGUGGACAUUGCAAGAAGCUGGCUCCAAUCUUGGACGAAGUGGCCUUUUCGUUCCAAACAGACUCAGAUGUCGUCAUUGCGAAACUUGAUGCAACAGCGAACGAUUUCCCAGGGGACAAGUUUGAAGUGAAGGGUUACCCGACUCUGUAUUUCAAAUCGGGGAGCGGAAAGAUAGUUCAGUACGAGGGAGACAGGACGAAAGACGACAUCAUCAAGUUCAUCCACUCAAACCGGGACAAAGCGGCGGAAUCUCCAACCGCUACAGCUGAGACCGAGUUGGAAGAACCGUCAAAGGAUGAGCUCUGAGGGAGAGAAGGGUCGGUCCAAAAUCUUGGUUGAUGCGUAAUAAGGAGUGGUGAUUUUGUUCGUGACAUAACGUUAUAGCUCUGAUUUCUUUUCUUUCUUUUCACGUAGAGGAUCCCAGAACUCGUCUUGUUAGGUGAAUUCCAAUGUUUACUUAAAUCAUUUUUCAAGAUGA